AUGGGCUUCAGCCCACUGCGGGGCCCUGCGCCGGCCUUCCUGCCGGGCCCUCCCCGGCCCUCCGACGGCGUGCCUUCGUUGCAGUUUUCCGGCCUGGCAUCCUUCUUCCCGGGCCCCGAGGCCGCGCCGGGGCCCGGCACCUCUGCCGCAUACAGGCCGCCAUCGGUGUCCGGGUCGCCUCUCCUGUCGGGCUCGUCUCUGCUGUCCGGACUGGCAUUGCUGCCCCGGCCAGCGGGGCAGACGCCCGGGGCGCCGGCGCCAGCCGCGGAGCCGGUCACCUCCCGCCCGCAUGGUGCUCCCCCGGGGGGUCCGGCGGGCCCCGGUGUGCCCAUGAUGCCCACUGCGGCGGUGGCUUCCGCUGCCCACUCGCAUGCGCCCGAGCCACCGGUCCCCCGAAUGCUACCAGAUCCCGGCCUGUCCACGGCCCCGGUCGCUGCCGCCGCCGCCGCCGCCGCCGCCGCCGCCGCCGCCGCCGCUGGGCUCCCCACCGGGCUCGCAUUGCCCGGUGGGCCGCUUGCAUCGGACGUGCUGGCAGUGCUGGCAUCGCCGGCUGGGGCUGCUCCGCCAUUUGCAUCGGAUUUCCCAGCCCCACCGGAUAUGCCACUCGCGUCGAGCCCACCCUCCAUGCCUCCGGCCCCGCUGACCCCGGUAUCACCGCGGGCUGGCAGCUUGCCGGCGGCGGCCGCGAGCGGCCCCGGGCCUGCAAUGACACUUGUGCCUGUGCUGCCCUUGGCGUCUGCAUCGCCCCAGGUGCUCGGGCCACCACUCCCAUCCGGCUGGCCGGCCGCGCCUGCCUCGCCAAUCGGGCUUCCCCCGGCACUCGGGUACACAUCGCCCUCGGCCUCUGCCUCGGUGUUCACGUCUGCCCCGCACCUGGGGCCUGGGCACUUUGCUGCCUUUUCACCCCCGCCGGCGCUCCGGUCGCCCCCGGGGCCCGGGUCGUCGCCCUCGCCUGCCCCAUUGUCCCCAUCUGGCCCGGGGCCUGUGUCUGUUCCAUUCAUGGCCCCGAUGUCGCCGAUGAUCCGUCUUCUGUCAAUGGCCCCAGCUUCACCGACAGGCCCCGGCCCGUCGGUGGCCCACUUGCCCCAGGCCCCUUCCUCUCCGCCGAUGACCGGCUUGACGUCCAUUGCUGCUGGCGCUGCUGGCGCCGCCUCGCCGAUGGGCUCUUUUUCCUCACCGUCCCCGGCGCCAGGGUCGCCCUUCGCCUCGCCUGGCAACGCAGGCAUGCUCCUGGCGCCCGGGCCUUCGGCAAUGCCCGGGUCCCUGGCCAGCAUGCCGUCUCAAGGUCCAGCAGGCCCCAUGGUCGACUCGCUGCUGCCGACGAUGCCAUCGGCCUUUCUGGAGGCCAUGAUGCUGGCGCCGGCUCCCGCCGCGAACAUGCCGCCGAUCCUGCCACCCGGCCCGUCGAUGAGCCCGCCGCACUCGCACUCGCACUCGCACUCGCACUCGCACUCGCACUCGGGUCCAGGCAUGCCGGCGGCCCUGGGCCUGCAGAGUGCGCCCUUCGGGACACAGCCCUCCAUGCAGCCGGCCGUGCUGUCCCCGAACCAGCCCGCCACGCAGGGACAAAUGGAGGUCGAAAUGGCAGGCAUCUACCAGACGCAACCCCCAUGCGCCACGGUUCAGUGCCCUUCCCCCGGGAAGACCGAGUAUUGGCACAUGAAAAUGCUGCUCUUGCAGCAUCUGCAUGAGCGAACCCUCAGCGAGCAGCAGCAACAGCAGCAGCAGCAGCAGGAGCAACAACAGCAACAACAGCAGCAGGAGCAACAACAGCAACAACAGCAGCAGGAGCAGCAACAGCAACAACAGCAACAGGAGCAACAGCAGCAGCAGCAGCUACAGCAGCAACUUCAGCAACAGCUGCUACAGCAGCUACAGCAACUUCAGCAGCAGCAGCAGCAACAGCAGCAGCAGCAACAGCAGCAGCAGCAACAGCAGCAGCAGCAACAGCAGCAGCAGCUACAACAGUUACAACAGCUACAGCAGUUGCAGCAGCUACUGCAGCAGCAACAGGAACAGCAGUUGCAGCAGCUACUGCAGCAGCAACAGGAACAGCAGUUGCAGCAGCUACUGCAGCAGCAACAGGAACAGCAUUGUCUGGAAAGCAGCUCGGCAGGGUCCCCUCAAAUACAAACCGACGUCACGAGCACGGCCAACCCUGAGCAUGACUCCGCUCCGGGGACCGGAGUGGCAGCCAAGCAGCCGCCCGCCGAACAGAAGGACAACCCGGCGGCCAAGCGUCGGCUGCCGGCCCUGGAGGAUGUCUUUUCCGAACCCGACGACGCGGGGCUCUUCAAAACCGCCGACAUGUUCCUGACUCCGGCGCAAAAGCGCCGGCGUGCGGCCCUGCUUCAGCUUCACCGGGAGGCCUUGAACCGCGACGCUCUGUUGGACAUGAACCAGGGCAAAACCCAGCCGGCCUUCAAGCUGCUGCAGGAGUCGGCCCUGGCGGCGGCGCGUCGCGCUGCCCAAGUCACCACCCUGACGGACAGCCUGCAAGAUGCCGCGCCUGCGUGCCUGCCCUGGCGGGGCUUUGCCCACUCGGACUUUUCUGAUGGCUGCCUUGAUGGCAAGUGCGCCGGUUGCCUGGCGGCCGGGUGCUCGCCAGGACAGGCCGGCCCGCCGGCAGCUGCUGGGCCGCCCGCCUGGCCGCUGGUUCGGCCCAUCCCGACCCCGGAGGACCGCGGCUCCUGCCUUUCCCCCCCGCGCCCGGUGUCUCUGGUCAGCAUCACUCGGUGGUGGCUGGCCGAGAAGAGCGCCGACCCUCGGUGGCAACCCUCGGCCAAUGCCCUGCGGGUUGUUCGGCGGCUCCUUCCCGCGGCCCUGCCCCUCGAGGACCUGCUGGAGCGCUUCAACCAGCUGGCAUUGCGGUCGCGCCGGAGCCUGGAGGCACUGGCCUCCGCGCCGGGUGAUGUGGCCAUCUUGACAGCCCUGGAUCUGGCCGACGCGCCUGUGUCCCUGGGCGGCGGCGGCGGCGGCGGCGGCGGCGGCGACCCGGCAAGGCAGCUGCUUUUGGUGGAUCGCACGGCGCCGCAGGCCGUGAGCGAGCUGCUGCUUGCCGAGCACUGCCGACACGUGCUUCACACCUGGCUGGCCUCCUGGGCCGGGGACGGUGGGCUGCAUGUGGCCCCGGCGCCAAGCCCGGAGCGUCCUGCCACCGGGCGAAUGGUUACCCGAUCUGCCGCCAGUGCCGGGCCGCCGGCCGCCGCGGUGGAGGCGGCGACAACGGCCCCCGGUGACCCGGCCUCCGCCGAGGCGCCGGCCGCCUGCCCGUCGUCUUCCUCCGAGGAUGAUGAUGGCCUGGGUGCGGAAUUCUGGAACCUGUAUGGCGGACUGCCGGAGGUCGGCCCGGCCGUGAGCUCCGGGUCCUUGCUGACCCCGCCGGAUGCCGGCGGCUUGGCCUUCUAUGCGCUGGUGGACCCGCCGACGGCCGCCUCCUUCCGGGCGCUGGUACUGGUGGGCCCCUCGGGCAUCGGCAAGACGGCGGCGGUGUAUGCCGCCUGUGCGGAGUUCGUGCGUCCCAAUGGCCGGGCCAGGUUCUUUGGCCGGCGUUUUCCGGCCAUUCCCCCAUGCUGA
Molecule: messenger RNA, 3576 nt
Organism: Fonticula alba
Lineage: Eukaryota; Rotosphaerida; Fonticulaceae
Exons: 4
Coding region: 1-3576 (1191 amino acids)
Biological process (GO): regulation of gene expression
Cellular component (GO): nucleus
Source: RefSeq, a predicted model, not a curated record